Maylandia zebra (zebra mbuna) is the source of this 1630-nucleotide messenger RNA. Its product is annotated as major histocompatibility complex class I-related protein 1. The record is from RefSeq and is a predicted model, not a curated record. Gene Ontology annotation, biological process: immune response. NCBI's taxonomy places the organism in Eukaryota, Metazoa, Chordata, Actinopteri, Cichliformes, Cichlidae. Gene Ontology annotation, cellular component: external side of plasma membrane.
UGUGAAAGAAAGGAACAGGAAGACGCUGUUUUUACACGUACGGUACAUAAAACCUAACGGGUUUCUAGAAUUGAACCGCUCAGCGAAAAUUAACAGCAAAAUUAUUCUAGCAGUAAUUACAGGAUCACGAUGAAGACAAUAUGUUUUUAUUCAUGUUGCUUCUUUUUUUAUUCCACGUCAUCUGCAGUGAAACACUCACUGCAGUAUCUGGUCACUGCAUCCUCUGGAGUCCCAAACAUCCCAGAGUAUAUGGGUGCUAUGAUGCUUGAUGACAUUCAGCUGGGUUCCUGUGACAGCAUCAACAAGACAGUAGAACCAAAACAGGACUGGGUGAAGAAGAUGCUUGAAAACGAAACUGAGCUGUUGGAGAUAUUGACUCAGGAGUGCUUUCAGGGUUGGAAAAACUUUGGAAAGUGUAUUUCUAGUCUGAAGGAGCAGUUCCAGAGUGAAGGUGUUCACAUUUUACAGAAGAGAGAAGGUUGUGAAUGGGAUGAAAAAACUGGAGAGGUGACUGGAUUUUCACAGUACGGUUAUAACGGAGAAGACUUUGUUGAGAUUGAUCUGAACAGACUGACAUGGAUCGCACUGAAACCAGAAGCUGCUAUUACUAAACAAAGAUGGGAUGCUGACAGUGGUAGAACAAAAAACAAGAAAAACUUCCUCACUAACAUUUACCCAGAGUGGAUGAAGAAGUCUUUGUCCUAUGGGAACAGCUCCCUGCAGAGAACAGUUCUUCCCUCAGUGUCUCUUCUCCAGAAGACUCCCUCCUCUCCGGUCAGCUGCUACGCUACAGGUUUCUAUCCUAAAAGAGUCAUGAUGUUUUGGAGGAAAGAUGGAGAAGAGAUCCAUGAAGGUGUGGAUCACAGAGAGAUCCUCCCCAACGAUGAUGAGACCUUCCAGAUGAAUGUUGAUCUGAAUGUUUCAUCAGUCAAACCUGAAGACUGGAGAAGAUAUGACUGUGUGUUUCAGCUCUCCAAUAGUGAACAAGUCAUCACCAAACUGGACAAAACAGUGAUCAGAACAAACUGUGCAAAAACAAUACUUUGCAAUGAUGGAGUAGAGACGCCCGAUGCCAGGAUGACUGCUGUCAUCACUGCAGUGGUUGCUGCAGUGGUUGUUCUUUCUGUGGCUGCUGUUGGAUUUGUUGUUUACAAAAAGAAAAAAGAGGCAGCGGUGAGAGGGGAGACCUCGGAUCAUCCAGCUGGAGAGCCUGACCAGGAGGAGUCGAACAUUAACUCAGCUCUUCCAGGGCACCCUGCAGACUCGGCUGCUGGCAACAGCGAGGGAUGACGUGAACGCCAGUGAGCCAGCGAGUCAGACCUUCUGAGGACGGUUUCACUUUUCUCUCUUCCGUAUAAUUGACUCUUUCCUCUGUCUCUCAGCUCCUUGUCUCAGAGUGGGAGGGAUUUGAAGCACAAAGGGAAGAUGUCAUGGUCCUGGGUCGAGCGACCCAGUGUUUGAGUUUUAUGUAUCUUUUGUAUUCAUUUGUGCCCUAGCUUAGCACAUCUAGUUUAUUUUGAGAUUGCUAUUUAGUCCUUUGUUCCUUAGUUGUCAUCUCCCCCUGUACUAAGUCUCCCUGGUUCAUGCGUCAUGUCUGCGUGGUUAUGUUUAGUUCAUGUCAUGUCUAAUC